Messenger RNA from Musca vetustissima, 2426 nucleotides. RefSeq lists its product as uncharacterized. The transcript has a single exon. The annotation marks the transcript as partial. The record is from RefSeq and is a predicted model, not a curated record. Lineage: Eukaryota; Metazoa; Arthropoda; Insecta; Diptera; Muscidae.
CCAAAUCCCUGCCACUUUAUAGACUGCAGCAAGAGCAGCAGACAAAUGAACCACGUAAUCUUCAAACUUCAUAUCAACAACUUGAGGUAAAUGGCCAAAUACCUGAUGAAAAUGAUUGGGAUUCAUUGGGAAUGCCAUUUAAAUCCCAAACGCAUACUUUAAAUAAUCUGAAAAUCAAAAUAAUGGCCACAACAACGAAACCAGUAACGAGGACCUCAACAACAACAACAGCAACAUCGAAUAUUUACAUGAAUAAUAUUGAAUAUGAUUUACGUCUGAGACAGUUAAUGGAAGCCCUGGUCUUAAAUAGUGGUAUUGAGAAUCAAGAAGAUGCAGUACAAACUCUAUUGCCAAUGGAUUUUAAAGAUGACUAUCGCCAGCAUUUGCAAGAGAUGAAGGAGGAGGCAUCAGCAACAGCUACUACUGCAGCAACCAGGCCAAUGUCUAGCACUACCAGCACCAGCAGUAACAACAUCAGAAACAACAAUAAGAUUACACGAAAUAACAUUAAGGCAAAUUAUCAGGAUAAUAAGGAUUUGGUGUCUACGCCCUUUUCCACCUCCUACUUUUCCUCUCCCUCUGCGGAGUUGUUGUCUAACAAGCAGGAGAACAUCACUGCCGCACCAGCCAUGCUACUGUCAUCGUCAACAUCAUUGUCUGCUGCUACGUCGUCGUCGUCUUCAUCUUCUCCGUCUUCUAUGUCAUCAUCUGCAUCAUUAAAGGAUUCACUGUUGGAUUAUGUCCUCCUUGAGUACAUGACAAAAACUAAACAGAAUCUUACACGAAUUUUUGAAAGCAACAAAGAUGCAACAUCCACCGACGAGAGAAAUUCAACGUUGACAGCCUUGUCAAAUGUUGAAAGAAUACAACAACAGCUAGAAUUUCUACAAAAGAAUGCUGAUAAGUUUAAGAAAUUCCAACAGGUUGAGCAAAGAACGAAAAAUGCAUCAGCCAUGGAAGGAAGCUAUGCGAUUCCAAGUGCUAGUGGUGGUGGCCCCGAGCCAGUGGUAUUUAAAGAGGCCACUCAGGACGAUGAUAAAAAUUUGAAAAUUGUCAAUAAGAGCCAUGACCAAACAAUCAGUACAAAUGAAGGAGAUAAUGGAAUGAAGAAAAAUGCCAAUGUAGAAAUUACAACGAAAGGGGAUAAACGAAAUACGGCAAUGAAUUUAAUGGGAAAUAUAGAGAAUUUCAAUUCACAGGAAAAUGUAGAUAUGAAAAAGAAUGUCGAAGAUACAUUCCAGGAUGAUAGAAUUAAUAAUGAAAACAACAAUACAAAUAAAAUAACAGAAGAAGAUAUGACAAAUCAUAUGGUUAAUUUUGGAAUAGAAGAAAUUGGUUUAAAUAAUACGAAGGACCUAAAUAUUUCAAGCUUAAAUAUAACAACACCACCGGAUUUGAAUUCUUUAACUUUUGAUAUCUUACCAGAUAGUCCAAUAGUUUCUGAAGAUGUUUUAUAUCUAAAAGAGAUAAUUAAUAAUUUAAAUGUAACAAAUAAUACAAAGGAGCCCCUAGUGGCUUCUGUAAUAGAUAAUUUGAAAACAUUAAUAGAAUCCAGAGGAAAUAGUCCUGCAAAUAUUGAGGCUAUGGCUGAUACGAUCGAUGAAGGAGCCACAAAUUCGCCCAAAGAAGAAAAUAUAAAUCAAUUCAACAUUCUGUCAGUAAUGAACUCGAAUUUAAGUCCUACACCCGACGCGCAAUUAUCCUCAAAAAGUGAAAAUAAAACUGUCUCAAAUAAACUGAUCCAACCAACACUUCAGCUCAACAAUAGCUUGACCACUGACAGUUCUGUGAAUAACAGUAACAUUUCAACGACUGCAAAUCCUUCUAGUACCCAAUUAUCCUUAGAAAAUAAUAAACUAACGAAAUUAACUUCAGAUAACCAUCGAAAUUCUCCCAACGAAUCAGAAAUUGCAGAAACAAAAUCCGAACCUGAUAAUUCACAAUAUCUUCCCUAUGUGGAUGAAGAUUUGCUUGUUGCUUUAAUCAAUAACCUGACGAAAAUUUCUACCGGAGAUAGUAAAGAUAAUAAUUCUACAAAUGAUGAUCAACAUUCCACUAACGAUGCCAACUUUACCAAUGCCAAUUUUACAAAAGAAACAGAUCAAUCGGACGUAGUGACAACAAUAAAUCUUGGAACUGAAGAAAUUACUGUUAUGACCGAAAUUCCAUAUACAGAACCUAUAACAACAGAAAUAAAUCCCGACUACACUGAUCAACCUCUCACAGUGUUGGCAAUAACAGAAAAAGCAACUACUCCUACCGAAUUGCCUAAAACAGAAGAAGCAGAAGAUUUCAUAAAUACAGAGUUACCAACAAUGGAUAUAAUAAAAAACAAUUCAACAGAAAUGCCAAUACAUGAAAAGAAAAUACUACUACAGAGUUGCCAAUUACAGAAAUUGAAGAUGAACCGACGGAGUUACCAAUAA